AUGGAGAAUUCCGGCCUCGAGGGCCGUUACCGGUACACCUACACCAUGAUGACAAAUGACGAAUCUGCUCGGAAGAUAAAACGGAGAAUGGAGAAGGCUCAGCAGCGAGGAAGAGAGGGAACGAAAGAGGGAAAGAACGAACGGGCAUCAGUUGGUGGCACUGCGUCACCAAUGACGAAAAGGAGCUCGCUCGAUGAGGAAUAUCCCCCAAAUGAGACUGCGACUGCCGCCCCAAUUGGGUCCUCGUACGACGGUCGUGGCCUGUCGUGCAACCCUGCGGAGGGAAGCCACCAAGUCCCUUGCGAUGCCGCGAGGGCUGCUGGCUCGCGGUAA
Messenger RNA from Drepanopeziza brunnea f. sp. 'multigermtubi' MB_m1, 333 nucleotides. The record is from RefSeq and is a predicted model, not a curated record. Lineage: Eukaryota; Fungi; Ascomycota; Leotiomycetes; Helotiales; Drepanopezizaceae.